CAAAAGCAAUCGUAAAAUUCGCAUACUUUCGUAACUUGAUAAAUAAAUAAUCUGGUUUCUUAGGAAAAGAUAUCCCUUUCUAAACGUAUUGGUGCUUUAAUCUCAAAGAUAUAAAAUCAUUUUAUGAUGUGCGUUCAAGUUAGUAAAAGAAUUUGUUUUAAUGUCUCAGGUUACACUUUUGUAACUUUUUUUGAAACACUAAAUCGAUUUCCAGAUACACUUUUGGGAAACAAAAACCGUCGAGCUAAAUAUUUUCAUUCAGUAUCCAACACGUAUUUUAUUGACCGUUCAGCAAUAGCGUUUGAAGCAGUUUUAUUUUUUUACCAGUCAAACGGUCGUUUAAUAAGACCCCCUGGCAUGUCAAUUGAAAUUUUUGAAGAAGAAUGUUUAUUUUACGACUUAGGAAAGGUAGCAAUCGAAUCAAUGAAAGCGCUUGAUGGAUUUGAAAUUACACUAAAAGAAACUACCCCAAUUCAAACUAACCGCACUCUCAAUAAAAUAUGGUUUUUUAUUGAGAUGCCAGAGUCAUCAACGCCUGCGCAAAUUUAUGCAUGUAUAUCGAUGAUUCUCAUUCUUUUUGUUGUCACGAUAGACUGUGUUAGUACAGUAGAUGCGUAUAAAAACUCAAUACUGCUUAAGUUAUUGAACAAAGCAAAUUUUUAUUUGAACAUAUUUUUUGCAGCAGAAUUUAUUAUAAGGUUAUUAUCAUCCCCAUCAAAAUGGAAAUUUAUGACGUCAAUAGGAAAUGCGUUAGAAAUUUUUUCAAUAUUUCCAUCAUUUUUGUUAACAAUUGUCGAAGAAAAGCAUACUGGCGGGAUAAUAUUUGUACGAGUUCUAAGAACAUUAAGAAUACUGCGGCUGAUGCGACUAUCCAAAAAUUUUCAUUCACUUUCUGUUGUUUUAAGCAUAUUAGUAGAUUGCUUUAAAGAUAUAAUCAUGUUGGUGUUUAUUAUGAUUGUUUUAUCUGUGUUUUUUGGUAGUAUUGUUUACCACGCGGAGCUGGAGAGUAAAGAUACUCCUAUAUCUAGUAUACUAGAAGGAAUGUGGUUUGCUUUACAAACGAUAGUAACGCUGGGUUAUGGUGAUGUAGUUCCAGUUACUUUUUUUGGAAAGAUUUCAUCUGCUUUUACGGCAGUAAUUGGGGCUUUAUUGAUGAUUAUACCACUGUUAUACCUGGGCGGAAAUUACUUUACAAAAUACGCAAAAGCUUGUGGAAAUUUUGCAAAUGCUUAAACUCGUGUAAUUUUAUUAGAUACUCUGUUUAAAAAAUGGUUCAAAUAAAUAAUCUCCCUAAUUUCUAUUCGCAUUUAUUGUUUGAAUGAUUAAUAUUUUGUCAUUUUUAUAAUUGGUUUUUAGAAUCAUUUAAGUUAUGACCGGAGUAUGUAGAAGACAAAAUUAUUAUCAUUUACCCAGUUGAUGCCAUUUACGCAUCUUAAAAACCAAUAAAGUAACAAUGUAAUAAAAGUAAUAAAUGUAAAUAAA
Molecule: messenger RNA, 1482 nt
Organism: Hydra vulgaris (swiftwater hydra)
Lineage: Eukaryota; Metazoa; Cnidaria; Hydrozoa; Anthoathecata; Hydridae
Product: potassium voltage-gated channel subfamily A member 2
Biological process (GO): potassium ion transmembrane transport; protein homooligomerization
Cellular component (GO): membrane; voltage-gated potassium channel complex
Molecular function (GO): delayed rectifier potassium channel activity
Source: RefSeq, a predicted model, not a curated record